Molecule: messenger RNA, 2386 nt
Organism: Tripterygium wilfordii
Lineage: Eukaryota; Viridiplantae; Streptophyta; Magnoliopsida; Celastrales; Celastraceae
Product: F-box/FBD/LRR-repeat protein At1g13570-like
Exons: 5
Coding region: 472-1968 (498 amino acids)
Molecular function (GO): protein binding
Source: RefSeq, a predicted model, not a curated record
AAAUUUCGGAGACGGCGAAACCUUCCAUCUCACUGAUCACUGAUUCAUUACAGGAAGGAAGGAAAAAAAAGAAAAGAAAGCCAUGGUUUUUCCCGCAAUUGGCCCAAGUUCUCCCAUGUUUUAGCCACACAAUCAUGAACCCAGUGAAGGGGUGUGAACCCGUCGUCUUUUCACGCUGGAGAACAAAUCGGAAGCUAUCUUACUGAACCUUGAAAUUCAAAGUCUGUGAACGAAAGAAAGAAUGUCGACCCGUUCUGCAGUUAUGCAUUACCAGUUAGGGCUGUUUGCAAGCUGCGACCGACUGGGAAAAAACCUUCAAUUAGCACUCGUAAUAGCUGAAUUGACAGAUCGACCUGUUGCCUAUAUUGGCAGGCGUAUCAUUUCUCUCUUGUGGACUUACCUUCCAUAGAGAGUUUUGUCAAAGCUCAAGAGCCUUUGGAGGAUCCCCUGAAUCAUCUUCGAGAAGUAAGGAUGGAAGUCUUCUGGGGUACAUUGCCUGAAUUGGAAUUUCUGAAGUACUUGUUAGCCAAAUCAUUGGUACUUGAAAAGAUAAUUAUUCAUCCCCCUCAAAAAACAGAUGCUGAAAAAAAAUUGAAGAUCUUGAAAGACAUACUUCGGCUUUGUCGAGCAUCACCAAGGGCGGAAAUCAUAUAUUUAGAUCCUGAGGAAGUUAGCAAUCAGAAUUCUCAUGGUCGGAAAGCAAUGCGUGCCUGUGAUUCAGCUUCUGAUAUGAUCAGUAACCUACCAAACAACAUCAUUAAUAACAUCCUUACAUGCUUACCAAUACGAGAUGCAGCUAGGACAUGUGUUUUGUCUAAGAUAUGGAGAUUUAAGUGGCUAUAUCUUUCAGAACUUGUGUUUGACGAGAUCUUCAGCGGGACGUCACCUGGAAACUCUGUCCUGUCUACAAAUAAAAUCUGGUCUAGGAUUUAUGAGAUUCUCUUACUUCACCGCGGACCCCUGCGUAAAUUUGUUAUUUCUAUCCCAGAGUUGAUCAGUGGUUCUCGUAUAUAUCGGAUAAUACUCUUCCUAUCUCAAAAGGACAUUCAGGAAUGCACAUUUUCUCUUAAGCCAGGGAUAUAUUAUGAAUUGCCUUCAACUCUGUUCUCAUGCACGCAGCUGACUCAUUUGAAUCUAUCUCAGUGCGAAUUCAGACGUCCACCUGAAUUCACCGGGUUUAGCAAUCUCAUCAGUGUUGAUUUCAAUCGAGUUGAUAUUUCUACCCUUGCUUUUAGGACCUUUUUAUCUAAAUGUCCUCUCCUUCAACGACUAAAACUGGAUUAUUUGUCUGAAAUGGAUCACCUUGAUAUCGAUGCUCCCAAUCUCAAGUACUUAUACUUAAGUGGCAUUUUUGAGUCAAUUUGUUUUAAGAACACCCCGCUACUUUCGACGUUAAUAAUAAAAAAUGUUGAGUAUUGGAGCUUAUCUGGGUAUGGGUAUGUUUUUGAUGUUUUUGAUUCUCUACCCAUGAUUGAGCACCUUGUUGUUGGUUAUCCGUUUUUGAUGAACUUAAUGGCAGGAGAGAUACCUGAGAAGCUUCCGACUACGUUCCUUAAAUGUCUUGAACUGUCUGAUUUGGCUUUGAAAUACAAGGAGGUGGCCUCAUUUGCUCUCUGUUUGAUCAGAAGCUUCCCUAACCUACAGAAACUUAGAGUCAAGGGGUGUCCGUGUGUUGACAAUCUUGAGGACUUAACUUCCCCAGAGAGUCUUGUCAAAGCUCAAGAGCCUUGGGAGGAUUCCCUGAAUCAGCUUCGAGUAGUAAUGAUGGAUGUCUUCUGCGGUACAUGGCCUGAAUUGGAAUUUUUGAAGUACUUAUUAGCCAAAUCAUUGGUACUUGAAAAGAUAUUUAUUCAGCCCCCUCCAAAAACAGAGGCUAAAACAGGAUUGAAGAUCUUGAAAGACGUACUUCGACUUCGUCGGGCAUCGCCAAGGGCAGAAAUCAUAUAUUUAGAUCCCAUGGAAGAUUAGCAUUUUCCUUGUUGACCAACAUCUUAGGAAGAGAGUGACUCCCGGUGUUGAUGAGCGUCACCAGAAGCAGAAGAAAUCAAUUAUUGAGAUGUCACUGAAGACGGACAAUGUAUAUCCAUGGAUACGUUGUCUUCUUCUUUUUUACCACAUUUUGUGGAUGGAUUGUAGGUUUUUUGUUAUUUGAAUCAUAGAGAUCUAAGGUUAAUGUUUUGAUGUUUAUUUAUUGAUGGGACAAGAAGAAAUUAGUUCCUAUUAAGAAAAUCUGAAUUUGGCGUUCGCCUAUAUCGAUACUGCAAAGUUGAGUUUUGUGUUUCAGAAUAAUGGCUAUCCUUAUUCAGAAAAGCAUGAGAUUUAGAUAUUCUGUUUAUAUUUCUCUGUGUUUUCUGCUAUCUGGAAUAAUCUAUGGUUUACUUCUUAA